GCUCUCUGAUGUUCUUCAGCUGCUGGAAGUUGAUCUGUUUUCUUGCCUCUUCGUAAUGAAGCAUUGGAACCCACAUGACAAAUGAGUGAAAUUCUCCAGUCUCAGGUGGGAGUCUGAAAAGAUGCAGCGAAGACAGAGUUCUAAGACCCCAAAGCAGCCUCUGCAAGUUCACCAUAAAAAUCAAACUGAUCUCUCUGCAUGGCGAAAAGGAGGGAGAAUUGACUCUGAAAAAAGUGUCCAGAAUCAUCAAUCUCCUAACGAUCAGAAAAAUGACAGCAAGCAAGACUCCCUUGAGCAAGCUUUGAGAUACUUUGAGAAAGUUCAAGACCGUGUUUCACUGAAAAAGAACAGUGUUCUGCAGAAACACUUGACUACUGUGGAAAGCAUUGGCCUGCAAAGAGGGUUACCCCCUGAAGGAUUUGAUGUAUUGCUAAACGUGGCGCUCAGUGGCAAACUUGCUGAUACAGUGAAUACUCGUUUACUGAAGAGCCUGGUUCCAGCUUCAGUAAUACCAGAAACUUCGGUGGUUUCAUCUGUAUCUUGGCUCUGUGUCAGCAAAUGCUCAGGCAACACCCAGCUGCUUUUUUUAAGAUGGCUGAUCACAGUGUUUGACUUCAUUGAUCACAAGGAACAACUUCAUGCCCUCUACGGUUUCUUCUUUUCCUUUCUGCAAGAUGAGAAGAUGUGCCCCUAUGUCUGCCACCUGCUCUACCUGCUGACCAGGAAAGAAAGUGUCAAGCCUUUUCGGAUUAGGAGACUGCUUGACCUCCAAGCAAAAAUGGGAAUGCAGUCUCAUCUUCAGGCUCUACUGUCACUUUACAAACUCUUCUGUCCUGAGCUGGUGACCAUAACCCUUCCUGGAAAAAUGAAG
This is a messenger RNA of Fulmarus glacialis (Northern fulmar), 871 nucleotides long. Its product is annotated as centromere protein I-like. The record is from RefSeq and is a predicted model, not a curated record. Gene Ontology annotation, cellular component: kinetochore. The transcript has 7 exons. The annotation marks the transcript as partial. Lineage: Eukaryota; Metazoa; Chordata; Aves; Procellariiformes; Procellariidae.